This is a messenger RNA of Aspergillus steynii IBT 23096, 2094 nucleotides long. Its product is annotated as SEC14 family lipid-binding protein. The record is from RefSeq and is a predicted model, not a curated record. The transcript is spliced from 4 exons. NCBI's taxonomy places the organism in Eukaryota, Fungi, Ascomycota, Eurotiomycetes, Eurotiales, Aspergillaceae. The coding region runs from base 291 to 1628 and encodes 445 amino acids.
CAUCCAUCUCACUCGCCUCUCUUUGUCCGUCCACGUAGCCUGGAUACUUGGUUUCAUCUGCUCGUCCCCUCGUGUUCCUCCCCACAGGCCAAUUCCCCAAGAGUCUCGGCACGAUCUGAUCUCGCAAACCAACUCCGCAACGGAGUAAAAAGAAUCCGCCUGUGUAACCAACAAUCGGCCCUUCCGCUCUUUCUCGGAAAUUAUUCUCUCGCUAUUCCCUGACCCUAGGAUUGCUUCCUGUGCGAUACCGGCUCUUUUCCCCGCAAGAAUCUCCUUGAUAUUAGCCGAAUAUGCCUCUGUGGCGGACGAAAUCCAACCAUAGCCAGACCCCCAGCGAGUCCGACCCCAAGAACGACCCGGUUGCGUCGGCUUCCCAGGCCGCGGGGACAGCAUGGCUGGCCGGUCACCCCAACCAUCUGACUGAGGAGCAAGAGAAGGGCCUGCAGGACUUCAAGAAACUGUGCCAAGACAAUGGAUACUACCAGGCCGACGCGGGGGAGGGAAAACCUAGCCAUGAGGAUGCGACGCUGCUGCGGUUCCUCCGCGCGCGCAAGUUCGAUCUAGACGGCGCCUGGAACCAGUUCAAGGACACCGAGGACUGGCGCAAGGAGAAUGCGAUCGAGUCGCUGUAUGAGAACAUCGAUGUGGAUUCGUACGAGGCAGCGAGGCGGAUGUACCCCCAGUGGACGGGUCGUCGCGAUAAGCGUGGCAUCCCCAUCUAUGUGUUCGAGAUCAAGCACUUGGAUAACAAGAACAUGGCCGAGUACAUGUCCACCAUGAACUCCUCCACCGCGACGGCGGAAACCCACCAAUCCUCCAAGGUGCCGCAGCGCUUGCUGCGCCUGUUCGCUCUCUACGAGAACCUGCUGAACUUCGUCAUGCCCAUGUGCACCCGCUUGUCGCGACCAAACCCCGAAGCUCCCAUUGUGACUUCGACCAACAUCGUUGACGUGAGCGGCGUCGGUUUGAAGCAGUUCUGGAACUUGAAGGGACACAUGCAGGAUGCUAGUGUACUUGCGACGGCGCAUUACCCUGAGACCCUGGAUCGAAUCUUUAUCAUUGGCGCACCGGCUUUCUUCCCUACCGUCUGGGGCUGGAUCAAGCGCUGGUUCGACCCGGGCACCACCUCUAAGAUCUUCAUCCUCUCCGCUGCCGAGGUCAAGCCUACUCUCACCUCAUUCAUGGACCCGGCCAGCAUCCCCAAGCAAUACGGCGGCGACCUCGACUGGAAAUGGAAUGACAUGCCCAACCUGGACGAGCCUGCCCGCGAGCUCCUCAGCCCUCUGGAAACGCCCCCUGCCGAGGGAGAAACCAAGCCCUCGCUCCUAAAGGGACCGGUCCUAUUCAAGGGCGACCACAUCGAAGUCCUUGGCAAAGCCAACGGAGAAAGCCGCAAGUCGGACAUCCCCGUGCCCAGUCCAUCCGGCUCCGCCCCGCCCGCGGCCCCGGCUCAGGACGAAAAGACCGACCAGGAAAAGCCGCAAUCGAAUGAUUCCCCCGCGGAGAAACCCGCAGAGACCACGGACGGCACCACGACGGAGAACGAAAAAGUGAGUGUGGACGACAUCGGUGCGGAAAAGCUUGCUAAUGGGGGUGUUACGGCUCCGACGCAGACGGUUUCUGCUUAGGGUAUCUUUUUUUCUUUUUCCAUUCUCUUUCUCUCGACCUUUUAUUUUCCUCAUAUAUAUGUCCUCUCCUCUCUCUUCUUUUCUUCAUUCGAUGAAACCGGUAUGGAUAUCCAUCUUGGCUUUGGCUUUACUGGAAACACCAUUCCAUCCCCAUCCAUCUUAACUACUUACUUACCUACCCCUUUCCCUCUAAAUACCUGAUCUGCAUGCAUACGCAUAAAAAAGAAGGAAAAGCCACGGCGAGUCCUUUGUUGGUUUAUCUUAUAUAUUCACCCCCUGUUUAUUUCGGUUUUUACGUGUCUCUUUCUCUUUUUUUCCCUCCCGGUUGAACAUUUAGAACUCCCGGUCUGCUUUAUAUAUUUGCUUUUGUCUCUGUGAUUCCAUACCUCCCCUGCAACCUCUGGGGUGAUAUACAUAUACAUACAGGCUUCCUAGAUCAAGAUCUAUUAAUUCAUUAGACGUGGGC